Penicillium soppii is the source of this 735-nucleotide messenger RNA. RefSeq lists its product as uncharacterized. The record is from RefSeq and is a predicted model, not a curated record. The transcript is spliced from 3 exons. Bases 1 to 735 code for a protein of 244 amino acids. Gene Ontology annotation, molecular function: transmembrane transporter activity. Gene Ontology annotation, biological process: transmembrane transport. Lineage: Eukaryota; Fungi; Ascomycota; Eurotiomycetes; Eurotiales; Aspergillaceae. Gene Ontology annotation, cellular component: fungal-type vacuole membrane; plasma membrane.
AUGCGCCAAUUUCACACCGCAUACACGAGUUUUGUGGCGGGCAAUACAGUUUAUCAGUCUAGCAACCGCCCUCGGGGAAAAAUCAUCCUUGCCACCUGGCUUCAAACAUUGCUUUUCACUGAACUGUUGGGCGCUGCUAUAAUAACUAGCACUGGUAUCAAUAAGGGGAUCAAUGCCUCCAAAGGAGGCUACAAUGAGGCUGGAGUUGGGGUCCUUCUUGGUGCAGUAUUUUUUCUUCAUAUAGGAGGAUUUGGAAAAUUCUGUGUUGUGAUCCUUGCGCUGUCUAUAGUUGCUAAUGACUGUCCGAGAAUUUAUUGGGUAUCCUUUACAUUGAUGGUCAUGGGGCGAUGGAUACGGCACGUUUCUCAAUUUCUAUGGACGAUGGUCGCUUCAAUAGCCUAUAUCGCAAUCGCAAUUCCCGGAUAUAGCAGCCUUGAGAUUUCUCACGGGAACUUCAUGCGCUUCAUUGGAUAUCGGCUUGUCAACUAUGAGGGAAUUGGCCACGUUGUCUUUAGGGGAAAUUUCUCUAGUUAUCGACCAGAGGACCACGACAACCGAGAAAAGCUUUCACCUGGGAUUGCUGCUUUACUUACAUUCUGUUGUGGAAUUGGCGGCAUGGUGAGUGAAAUGAGCCAACCAAGAUGGGUUGGCCUGAUCGCUGAGAACGCGGCAUUGACUUCUACUGGCUUCGAGCUGGGUUUGCGUUUGCUGCUGGGUCAUACACUAUACUUAUGA